Molecule: messenger RNA, 2349 nt
Organism: Colletes gigas
Lineage: Eukaryota; Metazoa; Arthropoda; Insecta; Hymenoptera; Colletidae
Gene: Rdl
Product: gamma-aminobutyric acid receptor subunit beta-like
Exons: 6
Coding region: 278-1267 (329 amino acids)
Biological process (GO): signal transduction; chemical synaptic transmission; chloride transmembrane transport
Cellular component (GO): membrane; neuron projection; synapse
Molecular function (GO): neurotransmitter receptor activity; chloride channel activity; GABA-A receptor activity
Source: RefSeq, a predicted model, not a curated record
GGCCGAACGAUUUUGCAGCUGAGAAACGCACCCUAAGCCGUCGAAAUUGUUAUAUUCGAAUAUAAAAAAAAAACUAGCAAGAAUUGGGAAGCGGCUUAGGGUGCUCGAUAAAUUUUUGCUUGUAUCUACCAUGUCUGAUCGCCCUAACCCCUUUACCCUUGGAACAACACUUUGCUCCUAAAGCCUAUCCGACCUAAACACAAAACUUGAGUGUCUAAUUAUUGUAUGUUAGAGCGAAGAUAUUUGUGUUCUUGUUCUCCCGGCAGUUGGAUACACAAUGCGCGAUAUUCGGUACAAAUGGAACGCCGGCCUACAGUCGGUCGGCAUCUCGAACGAGGUGGAACUACCGCAGUUUCGCGUGCUCGGUCACAGGCAACGAAAUUCAACCAUACACCUAUCUACAGUCGGAUACACGAUGAGGGACAUCCGGUACAAGUGGAACGAGGGCCCGGACAGCGUCGGUGUCAGCCCCGAAGUCUCCCUCCCUCAGUUCAAGGUCCUUGGUCACCGUCAGCGAGCCAUGGAGAUUAGUCUUACUACCGGGAAUUAUUCGCGGCUGGCCUGCGAGAUCCAGUUCGUACGGUCGAUGGGCUACUACUUGAUUCAAAUCUACAUUCCCUCGGGCUUGAUCGUCAUAAUCUCAUGGGUGAGCUUUUGGCUGAACCGAAACGCGACCCCCGCUCGGGUGGCCCUCGGAGUAACCACUGUGCUCACCAUGACCACUCUAAUGUCCUCGACGAACGCGGCAUUACCGAAAAUCUCCUACGUGAAGUCCAUCGACGUCUAUCUGGGAACCUGUUUCGUCAUGGUGUUCGCCUCGUUGCUCGAAUACGCCACGGUGGGCUACAUGGCAAAGAGGAUUCAAAUGAGGAAGAACCGCUUCCAAAAAAUAGCAGAAAGUAUGAAAGCAGCGAGAGAGAAUACAGGACCGCCCGGAGUGCCCGGCGAUCACGUAGACCACGCGCCUAAGCAAACUGAGGUGCGGUUCAAGGUACACGACCCAAAGGCACACAGCAAAGGUGGGACACUCGAGAACACCAUAAACGGGCGAGCCGAUGAGGAGGCAGCGCCGGCACCACAACACCUCAUUCAUCCUGGCAAGGAUAUCAGCAAACUUUACGGUAUUACGCCGUCAGAUAUCGACAAAUAUUCCCGCAUCGUAUUUCCGGUAUGCUUCGUCUGUUUCAACCUAAUGUAUUGGAUCAUAUAUCUGCACAUCAGCGACGUCGUGGCAGACGGUUUGGUGGAUCUCAAGCAGGGGAAUUAAAUGAACAAACCCAACGGUCGCGCGCACACGCGCACGCCUCCGACGAAAAGGACGUGCGGUAAAAGACAAACACGAAAGUAUAAAAAAAACUGAGGGUGGGGCAGACGGUGAGACCAGUUCGCAAGAGGAACUAAGAAAAAAAAUAGAAAAAUCAAGAAUCAAUAUUCUGCGAAAGGGACAGACCGAAAUAACGCUGUGAUUAGUUUGAGACGUGGGCAAGUAAAUGAAUUCGUAUAAAUUAAAUCGACAUGGCCGGUGGAGAUCGACAAUUGAAGGAAAAACGGAAAAUAUAUGAAGACAAAACGAAUAGUGAAAAGAGACUGGGAGAGCUGUACGGAAGUUAAUAGCUCUCCGCUGAUUUAACCAAAAUAUAAUUUCGAUUCGAGAUAAAAAGUGUCAGAUCAAAAACGUCGGAGACUCGAACGAGUCGUGUCGUCCUACGACUAGGAGAUUAGAGACUGUUACUGGUCAGGCAGGUCUGACGACUAGAAACGCGCUGUGGCUGCUUCGUGUCAUUCCGCGAUACCGAUCGUGUAAUCUCCCUUGCGAAAUGAUCUUCAAUUUCCGCAAAACCCCUCUCGCUAACUGUCCCUGUGGAACAGUCCAAUUGCAAUGCGAAUCGUGAUGCUCGCGCGAGAACGAAAGUGACGGGAACGGGCGGAACACGCCUGUGCAAAAAUAUUCAAACUAAACGGCGAAUCCACGAGCGUGCAUACUUUAAACAUUGCCAGUCUAGGUACAUACAUAGCACUUUAAAAAAGAAAGAGAAGAAAAAGAAAUACUUAUAUAAACACUUGUCAAUUUAGCUACCAUGAUAUACAUACAUAUAUACAUACAUAUAUACAUAUACAUAUACAUAUAUAUAUAUACAUAUAUAUAUAUAUAUAUAUAUAUAUAUAUAUAUAUAUAGUAAAAUUAACUAAACGUAAGGGAGAACGCAAAGUUCGAGACGACGAAUCGGAAGAAAUGUGAUGGAAAACGAGAAACUUUGGGAACGAUUAAGAAUCAACGAUCAUCGCUCGAAUGGCGCUCGUGCGUGCGUGUGCGUGUGUACGAAUGCGCGCGAGAUCGAUGAAAAGGAG